AAAUGCAUGCACAAGGGGAAAAGGCAUGGCCAAGGAAAAAUUUAGUUUCUAAAGCAUCAAGUAUUUGCUAUAAGAUCAAUCCUUUUUUUCCCUUUCAAAUUUCAAACCUUGCCUUGGUCUUUUGUCAUCUAUUUUAAUCUUCAAUCCUCCCACAGGAGCUAAAUGGAUUCGCAGCCAUAUCAGCUUCAUAUUGCAUUCUUUCCAUACAUGGCUCAUGGCCACAUGAUCCCAACCAUGGACAUGGCCAGGCUAUUUGCUAGGCAUGGGGUGAAGGCAACCAUCAUUACCACUCCUUUUAAUGCAUCUCUAAUCUCUAAAACAAUUGAAAGAGAUAGACAAAAGGGUUUCGAAAUCGGUAUCCAGUUGAUAAACUUUGCUUCUGCAGAGACCGGGCUGCCAGAAGGAUGUGAGAACGCAAGGUCCAUCAGGACACAAGAAAUGGCUGCAAAGUUCUUCAAGGCUAUUAGCCUACUUCAACAACCACUUGAACAUGUCCUGAAAGAAUGCCAUCCAAAUUGUCUUGUGGCAGACAUGAUGUUUCCCUGGGCGACAGAAGUUGCAAGCAAAUUUGGGAUUCCAAGGCUGGUUUUCCAUGGAAUUAGCACUUUUUCUCUUUGUGUGUAUAAUUCUUUAAGGCACUACGAACCCCAUAAAGGCUUAGCAUCUGAUUUUGAGCCAUUUAUGGUGCCUGGCCUACCAGACCAGAUUAAGAUAACAAGAUUACAAGUGCCAGAUUAUAUCAAAGAGAAAAAUAAACAAACAGAAUUAACACAUCGAAUGUCACAGUCAGAGUUGACAAGCUAUGGAGUCCUUCUUAACAGUUUCUAUGAGCUGGAACCAGCAUACUUAGAACACUACAGGAAGGUGAUGGGAAGGAAGGCAUGGAGCAUUGGGCCACUCUCUCUAUGCAAUAAUGAUAGAGAAGAUAAAAUGCAAAGAGGAGACACAGCUUCCAUCAGUGGACAUGAAUGUUUGAGGUGGCUAGACUCAAAGAAACCCAACUCAGUUCUCUACAUAUGUUUUGGUAGUAUGUUCAAGUUCUCAACUCCUCAAUUGAUUGAACUUGCAAUGGCUCUUGAAUCUUCUGGACAGAACUUCAUUUGGGUAGUAAAGAAAAAAGAAAAUGGAUCAACCCAAGAAGAAUGGCUGCCAGAAGGGCUCGAGAAGAGGAUGGAAGGGAAAGGUCUGAUCAUAAGAGGAUGGGCGCCACAGGUGUUGAUUCUUGAUCAUGAAGCCAUUGGAGGAUUUAUGACUCAUUGUGGAUGGAAUUCAACAUUGGAAGGAGUGGCUGCUGGGGUACCAAUGGUCACUUGGCCACUUUUUGCCGAGCAAUUUUUCAAUGAAAAGCUGGUUACAGGUGUUCUUAAAGUUGGAGUGGGUGUUGGUGCUCAGGAAUGGUCUAGAUUUGAAAAGAAGAUUUUAAUCAAGAAAGAAGACAUAGAAAAGGCAGUAACCCGAUUGAUGAUUGGUGAAGAAGCUCAGGAACUGAGAAACAAAGCAAAGGCACUUAAGGAGAUGACAAGAAAGGUUCACGGAGAAGGAGGAUCAUCUCAGUCUGAUAUGAUUGCACUUUUAGAAGAACUAAAGACAGUCAAGAUAACCAUGCAGAACUAAAUCAACAGAAAUUGGCACAUCUGCUGCACUUUGAUUUGUAAAGUUUCAUAAUUAGUGGCAUUGAGUAUGCAGAACAGGAAUGAAUGGAAUGAUUUUUAGUGGCAUGGGGCAACCAAAGCCAUGCAGAAAACUAGAGUUAACAUCCCUAUACUGGCCAGUAACAUAAGUUCCAUUACACCAUUAAUACACUUGGAAUAUAAACUAGCAUUCUAAAUUCGUAUAGAGUGCAAAUGCAGCACUUUUGUAUGUACUAUCAAAAGUUUGAAGUUAACUAAGAUUGCUAUUCUCCA
Messenger RNA from Ricinus communis (castor bean), 1904 nucleotides. RefSeq names its product scopoletin glucosyltransferase. The coding region runs from base 163 to 1614 and encodes 483 amino acids. The record is from RefSeq and is a predicted model, not a curated record. Gene Ontology annotation, molecular function: UDP-glycosyltransferase activity. NCBI's taxonomy places the organism in Eukaryota, Viridiplantae, Streptophyta, Magnoliopsida, Malpighiales, Euphorbiaceae. The transcript has 2 exons.